AUGAACCCGCCGGCGCCCGGCAAGACGGCCACGCGCUCCUCCGGAUACCACCAGAAGGCGCUCGCCGAAAUCCGCAACUCGUUGCUCCCGUUUGCAAAUAUUGGGAACUCGGAACCACCUGGCUCCUCAGCUGCGAGCACCGUUAGCUCUGGUGUCAGUUCCGGAUUCAGCUCAUCAUCUGGUAAUGGGCUGGAUAAAGAUUUGAACGUGCUACCGCAGUCACUCAAUCAGCUGAUAGCUCUUGGAUAUGAGGAGGAUCCAGCUGUCAAAGCCCUUAAAUAUGCCGGAGGCCGCUUUGAUGCUGCACUCGACUACCUGUCGAAGCAGCAAGAACCUCUCAAUGGAGUUCUCAAGUCGAGCAACUUUAGCACGAAGUUGAUAAGAAAGCCGAGCUUGGAAAGGGAGCUAAACCUUCACAGGGGCAGCCCGGCGCUCGACUCGGGCGCUGGUAGCUCGAGGUCGGACAGUCCCCGGCAGUCAGACGCGCCGCCGCUGCCCCACGAGAAGCUGAGCAGACAGUACUCGCCGUCCGGUUUCUCGGAGCCCCCACCGCCGCCGCCGCCGAGAUGCCCCUCAACGCCGCCGGUGCCCCCCUCGGUCCAGCAGCUCAUGAAGCGGAUGUCGCCGGCGCCGCCGCUGCCGCCCGCGAGGGGCACCAGCCCCGUCGCCACCGGGGCCCCCACGCCCCCGGCGCGGCAGCCCAUGAUAGUGCAAAACGGACCCCAAGUACAACAGCAGCUGAGCCAGCAGAUACAAGCGCUGAGCAUAUACCAGCCGGGCUCCGCCGGCGCGGAGCUCCCGCCCCCCUACCCCCUCUCCAGCGUCCCCCCGCCGCCUUCGUACUCGGUCUCCAUGCAAAACCGCCAAAGCCCCACCCAGUCACAGGACUACAGGAAGAGUCCCUCGUCGGGGAUCUACUCGGGCGGCACCUCCGCGGGCUCGCCGAGCCCGAUCACGGUCACGCAGUCGACCGGCUCGUCGACCGGCAUGACUCGACCCACGCCUAUCCAGCCGUGGACAGCGAGACAAGCGGUCCAACCGCCGAUCAUAAUGCAGUCCGUGAAGAGUACGCAGGUCCAGAAGCCGAUACUGCAGACCGCCAUUGCGCCCGUAGCCCCACCGCCCGUCGCGAGCUCCGUGGUCCAGCCGCCGCCGCCCUCCUACGCGAGCUCGAUCCAGCAGAAGCAACAGGCCCAGACGCCGCCCAGUUACCCACUCGCACCGAAACCCUCGUCGCCGGGGUCAACGCCCCCCGUCAUAGCGACGGCGACGACGCCCACCGUUCCCACCACUGAGCCCCCUAGUUACGCCAUCACCAUGCAAGCCCUCGCCGUCCAAAGGGGCAUGCACCCCAUACCGCCGCCGCCGUACGGCAACCAAAACGACAACACGACCACGGUAAACUCGCACCACUCCCCCCUGCACAAAAAGUUCCCUAACAACUGCGACAUCAAGGGUGAGCCGUCUCAGGGCCCCAUGGAGAUGAAGUGCCCCAAUCAAAACUGCAGUCUGCUGAAGGAAAGUGCUCCGUCAAGCUCUGACAAGAGCUCGAACGGAUCAACGGAACGCCGGCCCAAAGGUUUGCCCGAAAAGAUCAGGCACCAGUCUCCCAUCCCCGAGCGCAAGCACAUCAGCAAAGAGAAGGAGGACGAGAGGAGAGACUGCAAAGUGAGGAACUACUCGCCGCAGGCGUUCAAAUUCUUCAUGGAGCAGCACGUCGAGAACAUUCUCAAGUCGUACAAACAGAGAACGUACCGUCGGAUGCAGCUCGAGAAGGAAAUGAUGAAGAUCGGCCUCAGCGCGGAGGCGCAAUGUCAAAUGAGGAAGAUGCUGUCACAGAAGGAGUCAAACUACAUCAGGCUGAAGCGGGCGAAGAUGGAUAAGUCAAUGUUUACUAAGAUUAAGCCGAUCGGCGUCGGCGCGUUUGGUGAGGUGACGCUGGUCAGGAAGAUUGAUACUAGUCAUCUGUAUGCCAUGAAGACGCUGAGGAAGGCGGACGUGCUGAAGCGAAACCAGGUGGCCCACGUGAAGGCCGAGAGGGACAUCCUGGCCGAAGCGGACAACGAGUGGGUGGUGAAGCUGUAUUACAGUUUCCAGGACAAGGACAACCUGUACUUCGUCAUGGACUACAUACCGGGCGGCGACCUAAUGUCGCUGCUGAUCAAGCUGGGCAUAUUCGAGGAGAACCUCGCGAGGUUCUACAUCGCGGAGCUGACGUGCGCGGUGGAGAGCGUCCACAAGAUGGGCUUCAUCCACAGGGACAUCAAGCCGGACAACAUCCUGAUAGACCGCGACGGUCACAUAAAGCUGACCGACUUCGGCCUUUGCACCGGCUUCAGGUGGACGCAUAACUCGAAGUACUAUCAAAGGAAUGACCACGGGCGGCAGGACUCCAUGGACCCCGUAGACGGGGAGUGGGGCGCGAUGGGCGAGUGCCGCUGCCACCAGCUCAAGCCGCUGGAGAGGCGGCGCAAGCGGGAGCACCAGCGGUGCCUGGCCCACUCGCUGGUCGGCACGCCCAACUACAUCGCCCCCGAGGUGCUGCAGAGGACCGGGUACACGCAGCUCUGCGACUGGUGGUCGGUCGGCGUGAUACUGUACGAGAUGCUGGUCGGCUCGCCGCCGUUCCUCGCCUCCACGCCCGCCGAGACCCAACUGAAGGUGAUUAACUGGGAGAGCACGCUGCACAUACCGGACGCGGCGAACCUGUCUCGCGAGAGCAAGGACCUGAUCCUGCAACUGUGCUCCGGGCAGGAGACGCGACUGGGGAAGGACGCGAACGAGCUGAAAAGCCACCCGUUCCUCAAGGGCAUCGACUUCGAGAAGGGGCUCCGCCGCCAGGUGGCGCCCUACAUCCCCCGCAUCGAGUACCCGACGGACACGUCCAACUUCGACCCGAUCGACCCCGAGAAGCUGCGAAACUCUGGCAGCUCCGACUCGAACAAGUCUGACAGCGAGCUGCUGGACAACGGGAAGACCUUCCACGGCUUCUUCGAGUUCACCUUCCGCCGCUUCUUCGACGACGGCUACACGAACAAAAUCAACCUCGACGACGACAGCCAAGGACCCGUGUACGUC
Molecule: messenger RNA, 3078 nt
Organism: Iphiclides podalirius (scarce swallowtail)
Lineage: Eukaryota; Metazoa; Arthropoda; Insecta; Lepidoptera; Papilionidae
Source: the annotation of a GenBank genome assembly